ACGAGCCACUUAUAGGCCAACAAGCGCGGAAGGAAAUACCUCUGCACAAGGCGAAGAGGAGAGCCUUAGGAGGUCCACGACGUCCUCCCGAGUCACCACUCAUAUGCACGGUCGGUGACAGCAUGCGAAUGAGCAUGAGCUUUCCCGAAGACGGUCUUUGCGACUACGUCUUCUUCGACUCCAUCGACAAGGCUGACGGCAGCAUGCCGUUGACGGAUCCGUCGCAGGGGAGCUUCGUUCGCUUCUUGAUGGCUGCCGCGCAACAGGAUGCAACAGACUACGGAGCGGGCUUCGACUACGAGAACCGUGAGAACACGAAGCAGGCAUUGGCGUCGCCCGACGGAAAAGCUCUGCUGCGGAAUCUGUUCGAUCGCGGUGUGUUUCAUUUUGGCUACUUCAACACGCCUGUGCACGAUUACGGCCCGACCGAGCUUCAAACUCUACUAGAAAUACUCAAGAUGGUGUCUGUGUUGAUGCACCGACAGCAAGAGCCGAUAGUGUUCACUGCACUGGCCACGAAGAUGUACUCGCCGGCUUGGACCUCUGCAACGGCAUCGCUCUUCAAGGCGCGGCACAUGCUAGUGUGGAGGGCUUGGCGCAUAGCGGCGUCACUGCGAGCCUGGCCGGUGUCGGUUGCCAUGUUCGGCCGCUGGUACCGGCCACUCUACCCGGACCCGCAGGUCAAGGACCAGCCCGGCAACUACUCUCUGCUGUCGCUGUGCUCGGACAUGCAGGGCCCACAGCUUGGCAGUGUCGUAGAGAUCUGCAAGAAUCUGAGCUAUGCCAAGACCUACCACGACAGCAUGCUGCACGCUGAGGUUGCAUACAACAAGCGUCUUGAAAGGCUGUUCGCCUACGACGAUGACGAGUCUUUUCGCCAAAAGCUUUGCAUGUCGAAGAGCAACCUCACCGGCGUGCAAUAUGGAGUAGCGGCCUACAGCCUGGAGAAAGACGACACGGAGAACGCUUGCGGACAAGGCAGCUUCGCAAGGUUGCGCACUCUUAGGAAGUUGGUCGACUUCUUCAAGGAGUCCUGGUCCUCAGCCAACCUUCUUGAGGACUGUCUUGAAAAGUCAUUCACCCCACCAGUGAAAGGUAAGAUCUUAACUGAUAACCAAACGGACAAUGUCUUGCUAGGCAGCGCUGUUCUUGUCCGCUUCCUGUUCCUGCUCUGUACACCCGUCAGCAAAAUGCCCCCGCCACCGAUUCCGCUGAUCUGCACCGUGAGCGAUGGACUCAAGCUCUCCAUGAUCUUUCCUGAAGACGGCCUGUGCGACUACAUAUUCUUUGACUCGCUGGAGAAACGACGAGGUGCAACGCUGGCCGGUCCGUACACGGACCCCUUGAAACGCUUCCUUGAUGCCUCUUCGAAAAGCGUUAAAACGCAAUACGGAGUAGGAUUUGACUACGCGAAUAGCCGGCGUGUCAAGGACCUUCUGACCAUGCAAGACACGAUCUCUCACCUUGAUAGCCUCUGGAAUUGGGGCGUGUCCCACUACGGCGUGGUGAACACGCAAGUGUACAGUUUUGGCAGUGACAAACUCGAUGAACUUCUGUCGAUCCUGGAGGCAUUAUCACAAAUCAUGGACGAGAAGAGCAGAGUGGUACGGCCAAGCUACACGAUCCUGGCAACUCCUGUAAUGCCGGGACCGUGGACUGAAGUGAUCAUCGAUCGCUUCAAGAGAAUGUACGUGCCGGACAUUGUCGUGUCACUGAGCCACUACUUCUACGAGGACCGAGACCUGGCCGACUGCGUCAUGGUUCCGCCUACGUUUCUGAAGUCCCCGCCCGCGCGUGACUACAUUUACAGUAUGGAGACGUCACACGAAAGCAUCCGGGUCCUGUUGUCAAGUGGCCUGAACACAUCCAUGGCCGUGUCUGUGGCCAUGUUCGGCCGGUGGUACAAACCCCUGCACCCGGAUCCCGACGUCAAGGAUAGGCCGGGAAACUACUCACUGUACGAGAGCUGCGACUACAUACCUGAAACACAGCUCGGCUUCGUCUCCAAGGUGAGCAAAUGUCUCCACAGCACGUACGUUCGUUCACAAUAA
Molecule: messenger RNA, 2051 nt
Organism: Dermacentor silvarum
Lineage: Eukaryota; Metazoa; Arthropoda; Arachnida; Ixodida; Ixodidae
Exons: 15
Coding region: 123-2051 (642 amino acids)
Source: RefSeq, a predicted model, not a curated record